Messenger RNA from Lindgomyces ingoldianus, 1762 nucleotides. Its product is annotated as WD repeat-containing protein 57. Gene Ontology annotation, cellular component: nucleolus. The transcript is spliced from 2 exons. NCBI's taxonomy places the organism in Eukaryota, Fungi, Ascomycota, Dothideomycetes, Pleosporales, Lindgomycetaceae. The record is from RefSeq and is a predicted model, not a curated record. Gene Ontology annotation, molecular function: protein binding. Gene Ontology annotation, biological process: positive regulation of transcription by RNA polymerase I; rRNA processing. The coding region runs from base 22 to 1665 and encodes 547 amino acids.
AUUCAACCCCCCACCAUCACAAUGGCGGCAGAAGUGCAACCUCUGCAGCCCAUAAAGCUACCAAAAGGUCCUUCCACCAUAAGUGCAGAGCAACAAUACUGGCAAUCCUUUGGCACUCCCCUCCUCCUCGACCCUUCCUCGCACUCCUCCCCCAUAACCCACAUAUCCUUCCCUCCUCCACCACCCAGCAGCCUUACCAUUUCCUCCUCCGACCUCUUUGCCGUAACCUCCGGCUCCCGCAUCCAACUCCUCAGUACGCGGACCCGCAAAGUCGUAAAAACAAUCUCACGUUUCAAUGUCGACGACAUCGCACACAGCGGGAACAUCCGCCGAGAUGGCAGGAUCGUGGUUGCCGGGGGAGACAGUGGAGCAAUACAGGCGUUUGACGUGAACUCGCGGGCGAUUUUGAAGACAUGGAAUGAACACAAGCAGCCUGUUUGGGUGACUCAAUGGCAUCCGACUGCGCUGACGGAGCUAAUGAGUUGUUCGGAUGAUCGCACGGUGCGGUUGUGGGAUUUGCCGAGUGAUAAGAGCACGCAAGCUUUCAAUGGCCACCAGGAUUAUGUGCGAUGUGGGGCGUUUAUGCCGGUGCAUAGUGGGCUGUUGGUUUCCGGGAGUUACGAUCAGACUGUGCGAUUGUGGGAUUCAAGAGCUGGUGAGAAAGCCGUAAUGUGCUUCAAGCAUGCCGCCGCUGUAGAAUCUGUACUGCCCAUGCCAUCUGGCACAGCAGUCAUAGCGGCAGCCGAUAACCAAAUCUCUGUCCUCGACAUCGUCGCCGCAAAACCCAUCCACCUCCUACGGAACCACCAGAAGACCGUCACAAGUCUCGCUCUCGCUAGCAGCGGAGAAAGACUGCUCAGCGGAGCCCUAGACGGCCAUGUCAAGGUCUUCGAAACCACCGGAUGGAACGUCGUCGCUGGCCUAAAAUACCCGAGUCCCAUUCUCGCCCUUUCCGUAAUCCCCUCCGGUGCCCAAAGAGAAGAUAAGCAUAUCGCCGUCGGCAUGCAAUCUGGCUCUCUAUCCAUCCGAACUCGCUUAUCUGGCCAACAAAAGAUCCAAGCCCGAGAACGAGAAAAGGAAAUGAAAGCCCUCAUCGAAGGCAAGAUCGACGAAUACGACAACGCCAAGAAACGGAAACGCGGGAAAGGCUGGGAGAAGCGAGUUCGCGGGAAAGACUUCACGGGCGAAGGCGCAGACAUCGUUAUCGAAGGCAACGCCCGAGGGAGAGUAAACAACAAUCUUCCAUGGGGACAUGCGUUGCGGUGGGGACAGUAUGCAAAGGCAUUAGAUCUAGUUCUCGAAUCAAAAGAUGGCAACUCCCGCCAACAAACCAUAACCUUGCUAACCGCUCUCCGGCACCGCUCCGCUCUGCGCGCUGCACUCUCCAGCCGCGAUGAAAUCACCCUCCAGCCUAUUCUCCGCUGGCUUAUCAAAGCUAUCUCUGAUUCCAGGAUCACUAGGCUGACGACUGAUGUUGCGCUUGUCGUGCUUGAUCUCUAUGCUGAUCAGUUAGGACGCAGUGAGGAGAUUGAUGCAUUGUUUGUGAUGCUGAUGGAGAGAGUGAAGGUAAUGGUUGAGGCAAGUCAGACGGCCUGGAGUGUGUUGGGAAUGUGCGAUUUGCUCGUUGCUGGGGCCGAAGGAGGGGCUGCCGAGGAUGCUGACUAAGGAGGAGGAAGUUUGGUUCAGGCUGGGAUUUUUGAUGCAUAGCGUUGGCGUUUGGCCAGGAAGGGAAAAGUUGGAGCGAUUUUUGGAUUAGAAAGAG